Messenger RNA from Cyclopterus lumpus (lumpfish), 2754 nucleotides. It is a transcript of the gene ccnc, whose product is annotated as cyclin C. The record is from RefSeq and is a predicted model, not a curated record. Gene Ontology annotation, cellular component: nucleus; mediator complex. The transcript is spliced from 12 exons. The coding region runs from base 116 to 967 and encodes 283 amino acids. Gene Ontology annotation, biological process: positive regulation of transcription by RNA polymerase II. NCBI's taxonomy places the organism in Eukaryota, Metazoa, Chordata, Actinopteri, Perciformes, Cyclopteridae. Gene Ontology annotation, molecular function: cyclin-dependent protein serine/threonine kinase regulator activity.
CGACGUCACUCCCGUGUCUGCGGAGCACAACAACAUUGCCUGUGCGGUCCUCUUCUUUGUAGGAAAGUCGCAUCGUUAAAAAAAAAGUGUCCUUCUCUACCUCAACAGCUACGAAAUGGCAGGAAACUUCUGGCAAAGUUCUCAUUAUCUGCAGUGGGUUCUGGACAAGCAGGACCUCAUGAAAGAGCGACAGAAGGAUCUCAAGUUCCUCUCGGAAGAGGAGUACUGGAAGCUGCAGAUUUUCUUUGCCAAUGUGAUCCAGGCUUUAGGGGAACACCUGAAGCUGCGGCAGCAGGUCAUUGCUACGGCAACCGUUUACUUCAAACGCUUCUACGCCAGGUAUUCCCUGAAAAGUAUAGAUCCAGUGCUCAUGGCUCCUACCUGUGUUUUUUUGGCUUCUAAAGUUGAGGAAUUUGGAGUUGUGUCCAAUACCAGGCUAAUCUCUGCGGCAACAUCUGUGUUGAAAACAAGAUUUUCCUACGCCUUUCCAAAGGAGUUCCCUUACAGAAUGAAUCAUAUAUUAGAAUGUGAGUUCUACCUUUUGGAGUUGAUGGACUGCUGCCUGAUAGUGUACCACCCCUACAGACCUCUGUUGCAGUAUGUGCAGGAUAUGGGACAGGAAGACAUGCUGCUGCCCCUGGCCUGGCGAAUAGUGAACGACACGUACAGGACGGAUCUAUGUCUGCUCUACCCUCCCUUCAUGAUUGCCUUGGCCUGCCUACAUGUUGCCUGUGUGGUACAACAGAAAGAUGCCAGGCAGUGGUUUGCAGAGCUUUCUGUCGACAUGGACAAAAUCCUGGAGAUCAUCCGUGUCAUUCUGAAGCUCUACGACCAGUGGAAAAACUUUGAUGACAGGAAGGAGAUCGCUGCCGUGUUAAACAAGAUGCCCAAACCCAAACCUCCUCCGAACAGUGAGAGUGACCAGAGCUCCAAUGGGAACCAAAGCAACUCCUACAGCCAGUCCUAGCGUGGCGUCGAGAUUUCCUUCGGAAUCCACAAUGCUGACGUAGAGAAGGGUGUUUUUUUUUUUUUUUCAAAUGUCACUCAGCCCGACUUUUGUGAUGUUAGCUGAAAAAGAAGGAGAAAAAAAAUCCCAUUUCAACCAACCGAGAUGCCCCUCAAAACUCUGAGAGCCACGUCUUCACUCUUCCAAUCUCCGAUCAUUAUGGGUUCAUUGGAUCGAGCGAGUAGCCACUGAAAUAUCUCGACGAGGCUCCGUACUUCGCUCUGGACUUGAAAUUAACUUAAAAACUGAGGAACAUUUGGGGGGGGCGGCUGUGAAUGUGGCGGAAAAUUAUAGACCAGAUGUGAUGGUACAGAAGAAACCUGCUUUAAUGUCAUUGUGAUGAUCCUGACAAUCUUGAACAGCCCAGAGGAGCGAAUUUUUUUCAUGUGACGCUCCGUGGGGUUUCGAGUUAACUUGAUCACAAGUACUGUGUGUGUGUGUGAGAGAGAGAGAGAGAGAGAGAGAGAGAGAGAGAGAGAGAGAGAGAGAGAGAGAGAGAGAGAGAGAGUGGCCAGUUUUCAUUCCUCAGGUACAUAGUAGUCUUCUCCGUAAAAUGAUUGCAUCCUGUGCCGAUCUGAUUGGAUAUCACCCUGUGCAACUGUGAUGUGAUUGGACAGCCCGGCUCUGUCAGGCUGGUUGAUCAAUAACGCCGGGAGAAGGCUCCUCGUUAUGGUAGAAAUGAAUUCUUUGAAUACAAUGAUUUACUGUUUUGAAUCAUGACAACUACGCCUCGUCCAUCCCCUCCCCCCUCUUCCCUUUUUGUAAAUAGCCUUAUAACUCUAUUAAUUUUAUCUUUUCAUGUUUUGGCUUAAUUAAUGAAACCGUAAAUGGAAAUCAUGAGCUGGUUUAGCUUUGUGCGUCAAAUACAAGGACCAUCAUGAUUCUGUUUGUCCACGGCAAAGCAAAUUCUUAAUUUUAUUGCAAUUUUAGUUUUUUUUUUCAUCUGUUAUGCUUUAGUGGUAGAAUGAAUUGUCUAAAGCUAUAUUAUAAUAUUUUUGUUUUUUCAUCUGUCAAGAAAGUACAUUUCUUUUUUUGGUGCCAAAACGUAAAUUACAAUCGUUCUAGAUUUGUUGCAAACUUUUUGUUGUGCGUUCUCAUUUAAAAUCUACCGUCUUGCCAUCUAUUCAAUUGCUUUUAUUGUGGCGAUAUGUCUGUGCGUAUACCUGUAGAUGUCUCUUAUGUGUGUGUGAUGUGAUACAGUGGGAGCGUGUGUGGCUGUACUCCAAACAAGGUGCUUGAAAGCCUCCCAAAAUGAAAAGCUGCUGGUUACAGAGAACACCCUUCGUAAAAGCACAACGUCCCAUUCAGGCCAGCUGGAAAAUGCCUUUUAGGGGUUGAAUGUCGUCGCAUCGGGUGCAUCUUUUUUCACCUCGAUGGCUUCCUCAAUGUCUUCUUGUCCCAAUUGGAGAAACAACAACAACAACAAACCACAAAUGUACAAAAACAUGGUGUUAAAUGCCCUUCACUUUCACUCACGGAGACGAGUAAGACGGAGAAGCCACGGAGACGAGUUGUGUGCAGCCUUGUUGACGUGUUCCUCCCCUUCAGCCGCCUCCAUCUGUCACACAACUUUAAUGGGCGUGAAAUAUUUAAAGGGAUUCACCACGCCUGAAUAAUCCUACUAGUUCUGGUUAAAAAAAACAACCACAUUUUCCAAAAUGUGUUUUUUUUUUUUUUUUUACUUGAAAAUCUCUGUUCAUCAUUUUUGGAGGAUGAUUUAUGGUAAUAAAAAUGUAUGAUGUGCAUAA